CUCCCCACGUGUCUGUGUGGAGCUCAGUCAACAUGGUCUCGACACAGACAGACUUCAGCUGCCUGAGUUAGACUCCACUCCUGCACCGUCUCUCUCCACACUUCUGUACAGCUCAGACACGGAUGAGAUAGCUAAAACUGUACCGUGAAGUGCGCAGGUUGGAUCUUUGAGAUCUGCUGCUCCUGUUUCAUCUCCUCUCCCCUCCUCGCUCUGUUCACACCAAUAUGGCCAGCGGGGAUGAUGACGACCCCAUUAUAGAGGAGAUCGAUGUGUACCUUGCCAAAAGCCUCGCAGAUAAGCUGUAUCUUUUCCAGUACCCUGUCCGACCAUCCACCAUGACCUAUGAUGAUGUCAACCACUUAUCAGCUAAGAUCAAACCCAAGCAGCAGAGGGUGGAGCUGGAAAUGGCCAUCGACACAAUGAGUCCAAACUACUGUCGCAGCAAAGGAGAGCAGAUCGCUCUGAAUGUGGACGGCACGACUUAUGACGAAACCAACACCUAUUCCGUGAAAAUGAUGGACAAACAGACCUUCUCCUCCAUCCAGGCCACCACCAACACAUCCAGAUACGCCGCUGCUGUGUUUCGUAAAGGUGAGCUUCACGUCACACCUCUGACGGGAAUCCUCCAGAUGAGACCAAGCUUCUCUUACCUGGACAAGGCCGACACCAAAACCAGAGAGAGGGAGGUGGCAAAUGAAGGUGGAGAUUCCUCCCAGGAUGAAGCCGAGGACGAAGCCAAGGCCAUCACGGUGAGGUUUGCUCGUCCUGAGUCAGAGCAGGCUCGGCAGAGGAGGAUCCAGUCGUACGAGUUCCUUCAGAAGAAGCAGGCAGAGGAGCCCUGGGUUCACCUGCACUACCACGGUGUCAAGGACGGGCGCUCGGAGCAUGAAAGGCAGUACCUGUUCUGCCAGUCAGUGGACGCCUCGGAGAACUCUGAACUAGUCAAAACUCCAAAGGAAUACCUGGCGAUGCUGAUGCCCCCUCUCGCAGAGGAAAAAGUUGUGAAGCCUGUCGGUCCCAGUAAUGUUCUCUCCAUGGCUCAGCUCCGCACUCUGCCACUGGGAGAGCAAGUCAAGACCCUGAUGAAGAAUGUCAAGGUGAUGCCAUUUGCCAACCUGAUGGGCCUGCUAGCCUCUGGCACGGACUCAACUGCAGCACUGCGCUGCAUCCAACAGGUGGCGCUGCUGGUUCAGGGCAACUGGGUCGUCAAGAGUGAUGUUCUGUAUCCUAAAAACACGUGCAGUCCUCACAGCGGCGUCCCUGCUGAAGUGCUCUGUCGAGGCCGGGACUUUGUGAUGUGGAGGUUCACUCUGGAGCGCUCUGUCAUGAGAAAGGAGAUCGCAUCCAUCAUCAAACUUCCUCCAGAGGAUGUGAAGGAGUUCCUGGAGCAUGUGGCUGCUCCCCGAGUCAACCGGGGCUGGGAGUUCCUGCUGCCUACUGAUGUAGACUUCAUUAAGAAACACCCAGAUGUUGCCCACAGGCAACACAUGCUGUGGCUCGGCAUCCAGAGCAAGUUGGAAAAAGUCUUUAACUUCUCAAAAGAAGACUUCAUGCCAAAGAACUCCCCUCAGCCUGAGCCUGUCCACAUCAGUGGCGAGCAGCGUCUGAAGAUGGCUCAGGAGCGCGCUCACGACAACCACUCGUCCCUACAGAAGGACCUGGACACCAGGCGGGCAGGGAGCAGCGUCCGUGUCAAACAGGAACCGGUCAGUGACAGGGAAGACGAACCCAUGGACACGUCGUCCUCCAUACCCAACGGUUCUGUCAAUGGUUACCCCAGUGCCAUCUCCCCCGGCUUCGAUCACACUAACGGUAACGGAGGGAGUCCCGCCAACACGGUGUCCCAGGAGCUGCAGGAGUUUGUGACAAAGACUUUCAGGAAGCAUUUUGUACUGACGCUGAACGAGUUUAAGAGGCUGUUCGGCCUUCACCUGGCCUCUAUGCCAGUGGGACAGAGCGUCUUCCCCUCCAUCUCGGACCACAUGCUGCAGGACGCCAUACUGCUCUGCCAGUGCAAACAGAUAAUGGUGCCUUUUCCUGCUCAGAGCACAGCAGCCCCCGACGAACAGAAGGUGUUUGGUCUGUGGGAGACUGGAGACGAAUUCGAUAAGCAACGUCGGCUGCUCUAUGACCUGUUCAACAAGAACUACCGCGUCAGGAGGCCGAUGAUACAAGCCAAACUGGCACAGGAGUUUGGAGACGUCCCGAAGGCGGACAUCGACCGGCUGCUCAAUGAGUGCUGCAGCAGCCACGCAGGGAUGUGGUACCUCAAGGGAACGAUACAGUCCUGACGCUGAGAGUCUGCCACCCCCCCGCGGUCACCGUCAGCCAAUCAAAUCCUCUCUCGGGUGUCCAGUGGGAGGGCGGCCAGAGAGACGAGAGCCAAUCACAAUCACAGCUCGCCCAGCUCUGAGGGCCGGUGAUUGGAAGACAAAAAAAAAAUGUCCGCCUCAGCUUGGAACACGAAGCUUUUCCUGUUUCAACUGGAGCAUUUCUGACUCUGCUGCAGCGCGGAGCGUACUCACUAACAGCUGGAGAGUCUGAGCGGGAAAACAUGAAUAUAAGCAAAUGAAGAAAUAGCUCAAUAUAUAUACGGUUUAUAGGUAGGUUUUUGGAUUUUUUGGACCUCAUGUUUGAUUAUUUUGGAACUUAAACUUUUACCUGAUGAGGAAGGUGUUUACUGUUGGAAGGAGACGUGGCUCUAAGUGCUCUCAUUCUACUCCUGAUUUGUACAUUUUGCCAGAGGAAACACAUUUUUACUUUAUUAUAUCACCAACAGAGUGAACAUUGAUUCAGUCCUUCAGAAAACAUAAAGAAGCAGUCUGAUUUAUUUUUCAUGCACCAACACUUUGAUCUGACCUGGUCAAACAAUAUCAACUAUAUACAAUAUUUAUUCCACCCUCAAAACACAAGUAAGAGGGGUGAGCUUUAAAGGGACAGAUGGGUACUUAUUUAUAAUCAGUGUAUUACCUACAGUAGAUGUCGGUCGUCACGCCCCUCUCCCCCCCCCCCAGUUUGGAGAAGCAGACAGGAGUGCUGACACAGUUGAGCAAUGUACUGCUGAGAAUGUCCGGAAUGCUUGACGGCUUGGUCUCGGGUGUUAGCCGCUGCAGCUGCUGUGUUAGCUCAUGCUAGACGGUCCUUUAGCAAUCGUUGAAGCACAUUUGCGAAUCCUAGGCUAGUGAAUGAAUGACCCGCCCUGUGCUCACUAUGAUUUAGCUAGUGAUCUUUGCCUUCGUUGGUGGGGUUGGUUAGGUUUAGGCAAGAGGAGUGGGAUUGUUUUGAGUAAGAAUGUCAGGGUAAGCCAAUCAGCGGGCCAUCUCUUCGCAAAUUCGCCGUCACGAGAUUUAGUGGUAAACACCAAGUGCUCUUAAUAAUAAGCUCUGAGUCUGUGACAACAUCACAACAUGCAUCACAAUUUUCUUGAAAAGUUGCUGUGAAAUCAGGCAUUUCAGGCCGCGGCAAUCCCACAAACAGCCCACGAAAUCCUGAAGGGACUCCGGCUUUUCAAGGACAACAGACUCCAUUUACAAAAACAGUAAUUUUACGUCACAGAACACAGGAGCUGCUGGUCAACCGCUGCCUCAUCACGUAUUUUGUUCCUGUUAUUGUGCGACUUUGGUGUUUUAAACGGGUUUGUUCAGAUUCACCAAAGUCACAUAUUAAGACAAGCAAACAAACAUGGAUGGAGACAGCGGCACACCAGCAGCUCGUGUGUUCUACGAGGUAAAAUUACUGUUUUUGUCAAUGGAGUCUGGUGGCUUUGACAAGAGCGUAAACAGGUACAAAAGCUUCAGUUCCCUGUCAGAAAGAGCUGUUUGACAGCAAGGUAAAGUGGUGAAAAUAUAUUAAAUAUAGCGUACACUUAAACUGUUUGAUAGCUGCACAACAUUCAUUACCUCCCAUGUCAGACUCCUUCCUGCUUCUCCAAACUGGAGACAUCUACUGCAGGUAGUACACUGCCUAUGAACAAAGCACUUCAAAAAAAUCUGAGCUAUCCCUUUAAAGAAUAUCAGCUGAGUAGAGUAUUUAUUCCACCCUCCACACACGAGUGAAAGGGUUGCGCUUUAAGGCCGAAUAAUGCAGCUGCUUAAUUAAAAUGUGUGAAGAAAUGUUGCCAAGUUCACGAGUCAACACACUUUAAAACAAAAGGGAAAAUAAAAAUAACAGUAAUGCAAAAACAAAAAAGUCCCUGAUGUUGUUGUGCUCAUGUUGUACAAAUUAAAUCACUUGAUAUU
Messenger RNA from Epinephelus lanceolatus (giant grouper), 4238 nucleotides. It is a transcript of the gene polr3e, whose product is annotated as polymerase (RNA) III (DNA directed) polypeptide E. The record is from RefSeq and is a predicted model, not a curated record. Gene Ontology annotation, biological process: tRNA transcription by RNA polymerase III. Gene Ontology annotation, cellular component: nucleus; RNA polymerase III complex. NCBI's taxonomy places the organism in Eukaryota, Metazoa, Chordata, Actinopteri, Perciformes, Serranidae.